Molecule: messenger RNA, 3256 nt
Organism: Gadus morhua (Atlantic cod)
Lineage: Eukaryota; Metazoa; Chordata; Actinopteri; Gadiformes; Gadidae
Gene: hoxa13a
Product: homeobox A13a
Exons: 2
Coding region: 316-1227 (303 amino acids)
Biological process (GO): regulation of DNA-templated transcription
Molecular function (GO): DNA binding; DNA-binding transcription factor activity, RNA polymerase II-specific
Source: RefSeq, a predicted model, not a curated record
GCCCAAUUUGUAUUUAAUUUGUCUGGGAUUAUCUCAAUGAAUGGAUUCUUCCUUGCCAAUGCAAAGUGCCAUUAUCGGUACAGUAACCCAACACACAGCCCAACAUUUUCAUUUAAUUAUCUGCGCUGGUAGAUGUUUAUCGUGCGCUUUGCAUAGCCAGGUCACGUGGUAAACUCCUGGCCAAUGACGGCGCAACCUUUCGUGCUCUCGUGCGCGUCAGAGUCAUUUACUCUCCCCCGAAUCAGUAUCUCCUUUUCCUCAGUCUCUGGGCUUUUUUAAAAAGAGCCAGUACCCUUCAAUGUUGGAUGUCGUGCUAUGACAACGUCACUGCUUCUCCGUCCGCGCUGGAUCGACCCGUCGGUGAUGUUCCUCUACGACAACGGCGACGGCUCCGAUGAAGUGAGUAAGAACAUGGAGGGCUUUGCUGGUGGCAACUUUGCGGCGAACCAGUGCAGAAAUCUGAUGGCGCAUCCCCCGUCCCUGGCACCCAGCACCACAUACUUGUCCAGCGACGUGCCCGCCUCUGGUAUGGGGGAGCCGGUGAAGCAGUGCAGUCCGUGCUCGGCGGCCCAGAGCUCUUCCAGCGCCUCGCUGCCCUAUGGAUACUUUGGCAGCAGCUACUAUCCGUGCAGAAUGUCCCAUCACAGCAGCAUGAAGUCGUGCGGUUCGCAACCCCCCUCUGCGUAUGGGGAUAAAUAUAUGGACUCCUCCGCGUCUGCGACUGACGACUAUACGUCUCGGGCAAAGGAAUUCGCUUUCUAUCCCACGUAUCCUUCUGGUCCGUACCAACCUGUUCCGAGCUAUCUGGAUGUGCCCGUGGUGCCCACUAUCAGUGCGCCGUCGGAGGCCAGACACGAGACCCUGUUGCCCAUGGAUAGCUACCAGCCGUGGACUCUCACCGCGAACGGUUGGAAUAGCCAAGUGUACUGCGCCAAAGAGCAGCCACAGGCAGGGCAUAUCUGGAAAUCCUCUAUACCAGACGCGGUGUCCCACGCAGCGGGGGACGCGGGCUCAUACCGACGUGGACGGAAGAAGCGCGUGCCAUACACCAAGGUGCAACUGAAGGAACUGGAGCGAGAGUACGCCGCCAAUAAAUUUAUCACCAAGGAUAAGCGGAGAAGGAUAUCGGCUCAGACUAAUCUCUCCGAGAGACAGGUUACAAUAUGGUUUCAGAACCGACGUGUGAAGGAAAAGAAAGUGGUCAACAAAGUGAAAAUAAUCAGCUAGAUAUUUUUUCUUUUUGGCGGAAUAUAGGCCUGUCCAUUGGAAAUUAAUACAUACGCACGGGCGCGCACGCGUGCGCCCUAACUCCCCUCUCUCUCUCUCACACACACACACACACACACACGCACACGCACGCACACACACACACACACACACACACACACACACACACACACACACACACACACACACACACACACACACACACACACACACACGCGCGCGCACACACACACGCACAAUGAAACAGUCCACAAUUCUGGAUUUAUGGAUUGGGAGGGCUAACUUUUUUCGAUUAUUUGUUUGAUGCACGUGAUUCACCAGAAGUUUUGGAACCCAAUUUCCUUCUAUAAUGCUCGGUUCUCUCUUUUCCUUCGUGUUGUAAAAUAUGUUUGACUGAGUCCGCAUGUGGAAAAAUAUAUGUGACAUUUCUCUCUGAGCUCAGGAAAUCAGACCUCAUGAAGGCUGUCCUAUGCCAUUGAGAUUUUACUUUUCCAAGUUUAACGAGAGUGUUAAAUGCGGAGGUUCACCGGAUUACAUAAAGCAUUUGGACUUUGGUACAUUUGACUAAUAAUAGCGUCCAACGCCUCUCCAAACAAGCCACACGGUUUACUUCCAAGAUUUAUUUUUUCAAAUGGACCCAUGCUUCCGUUCAUAUUCAAUAUAUGGUGCAAUUCUUAUUAUAAUGCAUAGAUAAUCGUCCGGAAUAUGUCUUCAUAUUAAUUAUUGCUUUUAUAAUGUGUGCCUAUUCAUGGUUGUAUAUAACGUAAAUUUCGGCAUGGUUACUAUCUUUGUGUGUUAAAUAUUUCUGUCUUGUCCAUCCAAAUAAAAUAUGGACAGUGAAUUAUAAGGCUAUUAGGCUACACUAUGAGUGGAUUUUUAGGUUACCUCGGGAAGCGUUUAUAUUUAUUAAUGCAGGCCAAUUAUUUCAUUGUUGUCAAACUUCCAAAAUCCGCGGCCUAUUUCUUUGUCAUUAGGUUGGUCUAUGGUUGUUUCAAAUGGUUGUGAUCUAACAAUAGGCCAGUUAAUUGACCUACACAAUCUUUGCACACAAUUAUGUUUUUAAAUGUAGUAUCAUUGACCUGUUGAGCAAUCAAUUAGCUUUGCUUUACACCUACAGAGAUCACAUAGUGUAAAGAGCUGUAGAGCUGUACAGCUAGAGAUGUGUGAGCUUCUACCGCCACCCAGUGGCUAAUCAGGCGUAUUGUGUGUCAUUGAAUUUCUUUCUUUUUUUAUUGAAUUCCAGUAAACGUACCUUGAUAUAACAACUACCAAUGACAAUGAUGAGUACACAUCUCAUUUAUAUUGCUUGUAUAUAAUAUUCUAUAUAAUAAUAUACUCUUGGCUAUGGUGACACGACCCAGAAUACAACUAGUGUGGCCUAUGCGUUGUCUCGGUGUUGAGAGGUUAAAAAGUCGCAAACACGCAACGAUUUGUGUAAAACAACAUUGACGACGACUUUGGAAAUGUUCAUUUACGGACUGUUCGGUAAGACAGUUAUACCGUUUUAGAAUUUUUUUAGAGUAGUCCUACUUCCUAAUAGGCCCACUGGACUCUCAACAUAGCCGACGUGUCGAGGUUAACCUUUUAAGUAGGCUACAGGCCACGGUAUCCUAAACCCUAAACCCUUGAGGUUGUGGACUAUUGUCCUGGUCGAAUGUAUGAGCUUUAUAAACAGGUAAGCCUAUUCGACGUAUGAAAUAGAAAAUCCAGAACGAAUAAAAUAUAUCUGUUCAUGUAGGCUGCAGCAGGGCUCAGUUUGCGUUCAAAAGACGGUCGGGUGUUUCGACGUAUCGCCGCAGAUUUCAGAACCAGGCCUAACAUAUCAGAAUUUAGAAAGACGAGUAUUCAACACUUUGUGUCAUACGUUAUUGUUUUUAUUAUCUAACAAUACAAUUCAUUUAAUUUUUUGAGAUUAUUUAAAGUGUACCCCUUUCAUCCAAGAAGAAAAAACGCUAUUCAGUUCAGUGUAACAUGGGACUACACGAUAUCUACAUCUAUAUCUAUCUAUAUUUUAUCUAUGUAUCAAUAA